AUGGGUGAUACCACCAAAGAAGAUGGCUCUGGCUCUGGCCGAAAAGCUGUGCGUAAGGAAAAAAGAUCGUAUAUCUUUAGGAAAUGGACAUGGAUAGGUGUAAUGAAAGCCUUCACUGUUGGGACAGUGCAUUUGUUGUGUGUCUUGGCUCCUUUUAACUUCAAAAGGGAGGCUCUCCUAUUCGGUGUUAUUCUUGCUAUGAUGUCUGCCCUCAGCAUUACGUUCUCGUACCAUAGAAACUUGGCUCAUCGGAGCUUUAAGCUACCUAAUAUGGCUUGA
Molecule: messenger RNA, 279 nt
Organism: Eruca vesicaria subsp. sativa (arugula)
Lineage: Eukaryota; Viridiplantae; Streptophyta; Magnoliopsida; Brassicales; Brassicaceae
Source: the annotation of a GenBank genome assembly